GUUUGUCCUUCCUCCUUACAAAAGACAUUUAAACAAGCGAGCUCUGAUCAAACAUAGCUAGGGAGAAGUAGGUCACUCAUCGUCGCUGUCUUUAAGCAGAAGAAGAUCAGAGAGAAGGAACGCGAAACAGAGAAAUCCACUCUUUCUUCACCAUGAAAGAUGAUUACGAGGUUGAUGAGAAGAAACAAGCAGCAGCAGAUGUAUUGUUUAGUUAUUCCAAGUUUGCUAUGGCCUGCAUCGGCAAUCAGACUCGUCCUUCCGACAUGAGGAUGCAUCUCAUGAAGGAGAUCUCGGGAAUGCCAACGUCUUUGAAAAGAAGAGAAGCUUCAAGAGCUGCAACUUCUCCUGAUCCACUCGGCGAAUCUUCCAGCUCUGGUACCGCCAGGCUUGAUAAAGUUGAUAGUUUCAGAGCUCUUUGAUUCUUUUAAGUUUUUUUUUUUUUUUAAUAAUCUCCACCAUAGAUAAUGUUAGAGUGUUAUGCUGUAAUGUAUUCCACCCAUUGUU
This is a messenger RNA of Eruca vesicaria subsp. sativa (arugula), 504 nucleotides long. The record is from the annotation of a GenBank genome assembly. NCBI's taxonomy places the organism in Eukaryota, Viridiplantae, Streptophyta, Magnoliopsida, Brassicales, Brassicaceae.